UCACCUGCGCCGGCGCUGAUGAUUUAAACCUGCGCGCGCUCUGGUGUUCAUGUCGUAUUCCCGUUUGGCCCAUUCACAGUAUGGCGCGUUUGGAUUUCUGGUGCCUUUUCUGGCUGGUCGUUUGUGUGUCGGGCGCGCAGUUUGUUUUUGCGGCGUCAGGAGAUGUGACUAAGAAAUGCGACGAAGACAAGGCUAUGACGCUGUCAUUUGGUGGCUCUCCAACCGUAUUUCUCCAGAAGACGAUUAACGGACUUGUAAAGGUAACCAAAGAUCUCCCAGGAAUCGUCCUGCGUGUAAAGUCUGGCCGCACCACACUAACGGUGCCGUUUGCUUCCCGGUACGGUUACGUGGCUGAGCAGCGUUCCCAUUAUGCCCUGGUCCUUGCCUUCGGACGUCCUUCUGAUUUGAAAAUGUUCACAUGCCCUAAGCCAGAUCGGCAGCCUGCUUUUCGAUUUAUUCUGCUUCCUCCAAUGACCGAGAGAUGCACAGUUGCAGCCAGUGAGAAGCUCCCUUGUGGAGGGUCUUCAUCCAUCACUCAAGCAGACUGUGAAGCCAACAACUGUUGCUAUGAUUCCAGCAGCAGCACCAGUCCAUGCUACUAUGCCAAUGAUGUGACUGUGCACUGCACCCUGGAUGGCCAGUUUGUGGUGGUGGUGUCUGAGAAUGUGACCCUUCCUCCCCUGAAUCUUGGGUCCAUCCAGUUGGUGGACAGCAGUUCCCCCAGCUGCAGCCCUGUGACCCGCCUCUCCAGCUUUGUCAUGUACCAGUUUCCAGUCAGUGCCUGUGGCAGCACAGUUCAGGUGGCUGGAGGCAAUGUGACCUACCAGAACACCAUGUCUGCUGCCAUCACUGUGAGGACUGGUCCAAUGGGCUCCAUCACCAGGGACAGUGUCUACAAGUUGUUCUUCCAGUGCACCUACUCGGGAAGCCAGGAUGUGCAAGUGGAGACUGAGGUGUAUACUGUGGCGCCACCUCUUCCAGUAGUAGAGCAAGGGCCAUUUGACCUGGAAUUGGUAAUUGCUACAGAUUCCUCCUAUGGCUCCUACUAUGUGGAUGCUGACUACCCUGUAACCAAAACUCUGAGGGAUCCUGUGGCUGUGGAAGUGCACAUCGUGAACAGGACUGACCCUAAUCUUGUGCUGACUCUUGGGGACUGCUGGGUCACCCCAGGUCCUUCUGCUUCCAGCCAGCCCCAGUGGAGCCUUCUGGUGAAUGGGUGCCCAUACACGGGUGACAACUAUUUGACCAGCUUGGUGACAGUGGACAGCACAUCUGGAGUAGCCUACCCAAGUCAUUACAAGAGAUUUGUAUUUGAGAUGUUUGCUUUUGUGGACCCUGUUGCUCAGCAAGCCUUGGCUGAAAAGAUCUUCAUCUACUGUGUUGCUGCUGUCUGCUAUCCUUCUGCCAUAGACCCCUGUACUCAGAGCUGCCCUGCAAAAAGAUUUGGCAGAGCUGCAGACAGGAUGGCACAACUUACUUUCUCCAGGAAGCCUGUGCUACUUCACAGUGGUCCUGUUGUGGUGAAGGCAGAUGGUGUGCAGACAUCAAGGCUGGAGCAGAAAGCCUCUCUUCCCUCUGGAUACCUGGUGCUGGGAGCUGCAGCUGCCAUAUUGAUGGUGGUCCUCGUUUUGGCUGUAGUUGCUUUGAGUUGGUUGAACUGGCAAAAUGUGAAUCUGAAAUUUUAAUAAAAGGCUUUGUAAAU
This is a messenger RNA of Polypterus senegalus (gray bichir), 1702 nucleotides long. Its product is annotated as zona pellucida sperm-binding protein 4-like. Gene Ontology annotation, biological process: binding of sperm to zona pellucida; prevention of polyspermy. The transcript has 12 exons. NCBI's taxonomy places the organism in Eukaryota, Metazoa, Chordata, Cladistia, Polypteriformes, Polypteridae. The record is from RefSeq and is a predicted model, not a curated record. Gene Ontology annotation, molecular function: acrosin binding; structural constituent of egg coat. Gene Ontology annotation, cellular component: egg coat. Bases 81 to 1685 code for a protein of 534 amino acids.